UCUUGCGUCCUCGAAGGACGAGGAGCGUGCGGCGACUCCAAUCAUUCUUGACGACGAGGAGCGUGCGGCGACUCCAAUCAUUCUUGACGACGAGGAGCGUGCGGCGACUCCAAUCAUUCUUGACGACGAGGAGCGCGCGGCGACUCCAAUCAUUCUUGACGGGAGUGAUGACAAAGGCCACGAGGGACCGGACGACAAAGCAGAAAUGAGAGAUCUGACACGAGACUUCAUGGAAACCAAUCCUAGUGUUGUUAACGGCCACCAAGUCUUUGAAGGAGACAUGGUCUUGACGGAGAGCCAGUGGCGAGCGGUCAGGGAGAGGAAGGCCAUUGCAGACCUCUCAGCGCGCUGGCCUCAACAGGGCGGCUUCCCCACCGUGCCCUACUACCUCGACACUACCGACUCCGUCACCGUGGCUGCCAUAAAUGCAGCGAUUGCUCACUGGGAGCAAAACACCUGCAUCAGAUUCCAGCUCACGUCCAACCUCGCUCAACGGCACGUCAGGUUUUUUGAAGGGUCUGGAUGCUGGUCGUAUGUCGGCAUGCUGGCCCAGAAUGGACAAGACAUUUCUAUUGGAAGUGGCUGCAAAGAACUCGGCAUUGUCGCCCAUGAGAUCGGCCACGCCAUUGGGUUCGUGCACGAGCAGAGUCGCCCCGACCGUGACGACUAUGUGGUCAUCAAUUACGGCAACAUCCAAACUGGCAAGGAAAACAACUUCAAUAAGUACAGCACGUCAGUGGUCAACACCUACGGCAUACCAUACGACUACUCAUCCGACAUGCACUACGGUUCUACGGGCUUCACCAACAACGGCAAGUCGACCAUCGCCACCCUAUAUCCCUUGGCGCAGGAGCUCAUCGGCCAGCGCACGGGACUAUCUCACAGGGACAAACUAUUGGCCAACACCAUGUACGGCUGCAUCAAUAAGUGGCUUGCUGCUUGCGGAGUGAACGCCGACCCCUGCCAGAACGGCGGGUUUUAUGGAAAUGGCUGCGCUUGUGUGUGUCCCUCGGGCACCUCAGGGGCCAACUGUCAGACAGUGACAGGAAACUACUACGACGAGUUGACGAAUCCCUGCACUGAGAAAGUAACUCAGGAAGGCACCCUCACCUCGCCGGGCUAUCCAAGCAACUACCCAAACAUCCAGUGCGUCAAGUGGAUUGUAGCUCCUGCAUGCCACGUGCCCCGAGUGACCUUCUCAGACUUUUACCUGUACGGAAAGGAUCCCUACUGCGGCUCGACUACAGCGACGUGCUGCUACUUUGAUGGUCUGGAGAUCAGAACCGACAACUUGUACAACGGUGCAGUGUAUUGUGGCACGGACAUCACUGCAGGCCAGACCUUCACCGGAACCGGUCAAGAGAUGAUUUUAUACUUCAGGGCGAUAAGUAAUAAUCUUCGCAGGGGAUGGUCUGCCCAACUCACCUUUGUGCCGCAACCGGGAUGCACAACCACCACUACAGAAACCUCCACCACCACCACAGCAACAACAACCACCACUACAGAACCCACCACCACCACCACCACCACAGCAACAACCACCACUACAGAACCCACCACCACCACUACAGAACCCACCACCACCACUACAGAACCCACUACCACCAUUACAGAACCCACCACCACCACUACAGAACCCACCACCACCACUACAGAACCCACCACCACCACAGCAACAACCACCACUACAGAACCCACCACCACCACUACAGAACCCACCACCACCACUACAGAACCCACCACCACCACUACAGAACCCACCACCACCACUACAGAACCCACCACCACCAUUACAGAACCCACCACCACCACUACAGAACCCACCACCACCACUAAGUAA
This is a messenger RNA of Eriocheir sinensis (Chinese mitten crab), 1840 nucleotides long. Its product is annotated as protein SpAN-like. The record is from RefSeq and is a predicted model, not a curated record. Bases 206 to 1840 code for a protein of 544 amino acids. The transcript is spliced from 16 exons. Lineage: Eukaryota; Metazoa; Arthropoda; Malacostraca; Decapoda; Varunidae. Gene Ontology annotation, biological process: molting cycle, collagen and cuticulin-based cuticle; proteolysis. Gene Ontology annotation, molecular function: metalloendopeptidase activity; zinc ion binding.